AUGAGCUCACAGGCUCCUCGUCAGUCGCCGCUUGAGCGGGCAAAGGCUGAGAUGAAUACGCUGGGCCAGGACUUUCAGAAGGAUCUCGACAACCUUCGCAGUGCCCCACUCAUGGAAUACGAAACGCGCAUCAACUCACUCGGAAACACAUUCCAAGCAAGCCAGAAACUGGCCAUAAAAAAUGUCAACAAUGCUAUGAAUGCUUCCGACCAGCGAAUCCAUGAUCUCGAGAACCAUCUACGAGCGGAGAAGGCUCUUGUGCGAGACGCGAUGAAGAGCUUGCUGGCAGAAAAGACUCUUGUGCAAGAUACGAAUAAACUUCUGCGAGCAGAGAAGGCGCUUACGAAAAAGCUUUCGGCCGAGAGAGAAGCUUCUAAAGCCAAGGACGAGAAAAUGAAAGCUGAACUUGAUACCGUCAAGGUCGAGCGUGAGGAGGCGAGGUCUGGGCUUCAGAAAGCACGAACCGAGCUGCAGGAGGCGAAACGUGGGCCCGCAAACCUUCAGAGAGAUUUGGUAGCUGUCAAACAGCAGAACGCUGACCUUCAGAAGGUGGCCGACGCCGCCGAACAGCGUCGCAAGGGGCUUUUGAACGAACUCGCCGCUGUCAGAAAGCAUGAGGCUGACCUUCAGGCCGAGCUCAAAACUGCCGAAGAACGGGUCUCCGCAGUUGAGAAUAGAUUGAAUGCUUCUCAGUCCAGCUUCAAUCGGUUCAAGGAGGCCUUGGAUGAUUUAGUCGACUCCUACAAGCAACAGCUGACCAGGGCUCGGCCUGUCUCUGCGCCCGCCCAGCACAACAAUCAGCAGGACAGUGCAGCUGAGGGAAAUGGCGGCCCCCGGAGAGGCGGCCAUCACAUUCAGACUCAGGCCCUUGACUUCAACCUUGCGAAUAGCAUGAACGGCAACAAGCCUGAUUUUACGCUUUGUCAAAUUGUUUUGGAAGAAGUCAUGCACGAGAAGCAUCGGCGAUACAACCGCCAUUUCCUCAAGCCUGUGGAUUCGGUCACCCCGGUUAUGCCCACACAGCUUAAUGCGACCACGCAACCAGUUGAUUUGGACACCAUAAAAGAGAAGCUUGCAAAAGGAGUUUACGCUUCGGCCGCCUCAUUCAAGACGGAUCUCAACCAGAUGAUUGCAAAAUCCAGGUACCGCCCUUCCGGCGACCCUGCCCGAAUCGCAGGCCAGCGAUUGCUGGAGAUAUUCGAGGAGAAAUGGUCUGCCUCUCGCGUCUCUGACCACGGUCCUGGAGAUCAUACCAGCCAGGAUCAACAGAGCCGCGGUCUCAAGCGGAAGGCCAGCACUGAGCGUCCCAUGCCGUCCGAGGGCACUGAAACUGCCACGCGAGCCGUUAGUGUUCCUCCCCUCAACAAUCAUGCUCCUCAGCCUUCGCGACCUUCUUCUGGCGGUGGCCUCACUACCCGCCAGACUCGGUCCCAACAGGCCUCUGACGCUUCUGCCAGCUCUACAGAGACCGCAGCAGGGGUUUGGAAAGGCCAAGUCAUAGUCGGGUCCAACAUACAGGUCGACGCUAAGGUGGAUGUGGUCGUCAAGAAGGUCAGUGUUGUCAAGCCUGUCAAUACCUUCGAUGCCUCUUUCAAGGAUUUAUUCCCCGACAAGCUCGAAGUUCAAGGCCAUGUUACCACUGGCUGGUCGGAAGAAGAGCUUCACCAGCUGAACUUCACCCCUGACAGCGACAUGAUCACAUUCCGCAUUGAGCAAGCUCCUGAUGCCAACAACACAGAUUUCACCCGGCUCUUCGAUUACUUCAUUCUCAGGGAGCGCCAUGGUACGGUCAGCUAUGCAGGUGGCAACAAUGUCAGCAAGGUGUACCUCAUUCCCGUGCCGGCAGGAUCUCACUAUCCCCAUUACAUCUCCAGUCUGGACUACAAAGAGCUUCCAGGCGAUCUAGAAGAGAAAGUCCUCUUGCUAGUCGUGGUGUUCCAGAUCAAAGAGCAGGUGAAGGAGAAGAUCCGAAUUGCUCGGGAUGCGGCCAUCAAAUCAGUCCGCAGUGCUGACGUGAAGGAUCUCGCACUCGUGCGCAACCAUCUCAGACACCACCCGCUCCCCAUCCUUAAGCCAGGCGCCUUUGUAGUGUCUGGCUCUGAGCAACACAUGCCCAUGCUCAACAAAAUAAUGCAUUCCCGGACGCCGGCGGGACCAAAGGUAGCAGCCUCUCCUCAGGGCUUCUUCCGUCUUUCCUACCCGAACCUCGCCCGGAGCGGGCAGUCCAGCAUCGACGGCGUCGAGCUGCCGAAGUGCAUUUUCAUCCUGGGCCGGGUGAUCAGUCCCACAAAGCGUUGGGCGCUCCUCGUCGUGGACAUGGAGCACGACGACCGGCCUCUCUGGGGGAUCUUGAGCAACAAGAUAAACGAUUCGCGGCUGGGAAGAGUCAUGAUGCUGAUGAGAAGCAAGUUUCCCUCCUCUUUGGACGAGUGGGAGUCCACCAUCACCAUGGACCACCAGACAAACCAACUCAAGAAGCGCCUCCAGCUCAACGGCCUGAAGAUCGAGCGCUACAGAAGUUCCGACUAG
Molecule: messenger RNA, 2529 nt
Organism: Diaporthe citri
Lineage: Eukaryota; Fungi; Ascomycota; Sordariomycetes; Diaporthales; Diaporthaceae
Exons: 1
Coding region: 1-2529 (842 amino acids)
Molecular function (GO): protein binding
Source: RefSeq, a predicted model, not a curated record